AUGUACCAUCACGCUAGUUCCCCAAUCCACCUACCUCUUCUUCUCCUCGCCCUCAAAUUCAUAAGUUCCGCCUACUGUAGCCCAGAACAAUAUGCUUUCAUUCCUACGAACCCGAAAGAUGCUAGGCCGGAAAUCCCUGACGUCGACUAUGAGACCGACACCUUUGGGGACCGGAUGAGAGCCGAUAGAGAAAAAUGGAUAGACAAAAAGAUAUUCGCAAUAUUAGAUAAACCCGAGUUAUUCAAUACGGAGGAUAUGAUUCCUUUCGGAAUAGACGGGGAGAAAAAAGGGUUGUUCGUCGCCUGGAACGUCGACCCGACCUCGAAGGCCUACUCCGUAAGCGCACUUACAAAUACCAGGAAAUGGGUUCAAUGGUUCGUAAAAGAAUAUAAAAUCCCCCAAAAGAAAGCAUUCCCGGCCUUCAUACACUGGCGGUUUCUCCCGAUCACAAAACUACACCCAAACACGCCGGACACCAGGUUUAAAACGGAUUAUCCUCGCGAACAGCAGUAUUUUGUGGUAAAUGAGCACCUUGCAUGGUCGCAGGACCCGGUGGUUAUAAACGGUAUGAGGCUUUUGACAAGUACGAAGUAUGGGAUGGGAGCAAGUGAGUUCGGGGAUGGGGAUAUUAGUAUGCUGAAUAUGAAACAUUCUAAGAAUUUGAAGUACUUGCGCCGCGUGAUAAUAACUCGAUCGCAAGAAAGCGCACAAUGGGGCGAACUAACUUUCAUACCGGAUUCAGCUCUAGACCUUGGUGCAGAGCCUGGGAGAUGGGUCUUAUUCGAUGAAGCUGAGAACGAGGAAGCGAGGAACGGUAAAGGUGGUGGAGUGUUACCAACUUCUUUGGUGGACUCGACGUAUCAAGGGCUUUCGAACGCAAAUUUGACGAUUCUGACGAAAUUCCCGCCUGAAGACCAGGUCAUUGUUAAUGUGUGCGGUGCGCUGGAAUACAAAGAAGGUAUAGACUUUUCUAAAUCUGACGUUGGAGCAUUUCAUAUAUUGUUGUCGAAAGAAAAACCGAUGCCAGAACGCACUAUCACCAUGGAUGAGAGCCUUCCAAUAAUUGAAGUCUGCUCGACAGCGACAUUGAUGACAAAGAUUUGGCCGUUUUAA
Orbilia oligospora ATCC 24927 is the source of this 1113-nucleotide messenger RNA. RefSeq lists its product as uncharacterized. The record is from RefSeq and is a predicted model, not a curated record. The transcript has 4 exons. Bases 1 to 1113 code for a protein of 370 amino acids. Lineage: Eukaryota; Fungi; Ascomycota; Orbiliomycetes; Orbiliales; Orbiliaceae.